Molecule: messenger RNA, 888 nt
Organism: Bombyx mandarina (wild silkworm)
Lineage: Eukaryota; Metazoa; Arthropoda; Insecta; Lepidoptera; Bombycidae
Product: epithelial serine protease-like
Biological process (GO): proteolysis
Molecular function (GO): serine-type endopeptidase activity
Source: RefSeq, a predicted model, not a curated record
AUGGAAAGGGUGUUGUUCGGUUUAUUAUUGUUUGUGACCUACGUAUCCGCUUAUGUGGAAGUAGGGAAGUUCUACCAUGAUGAAGUUGGAAUACCCCUGGCUAAGCGUUUAUUAGAGGCAGAGAACAAUGUUCUUAAUAACACCCCCGAUGUAGACGUAAAUAGGAUUGUUGGUGGAGUAGUGGCACCUGCUCAAUCGCACCCCUACCUGGCCGGUCUGGUAAUUAGUUUCGCUAGCACUGCUUCGAAUGCAGUAUGCGGGUCUUCUCUUGUCUCAGCGACUCGUCUUGUAACUGCUGCUCAUUGCUGGUUCGAUGGAAAUAGGCAAGCUGUUCAAUUCGUCGUCGUCCUUGGAACCCAAUUCGUUUUCCAUGGAGGCACUCGUAUACCGACCAACCGAGUGUUCAUGCAUCCGAUGUGGAAUCCUUCACUCCUCAACAACGACAUUGCUAUGAUUUAUCUACCUUUCAGCGUGUCUUUCAGCGCAAGAAUUCAACCUAUCGCAUUGCCAAGUAUCUUUGAUUUGGGCAACAGCUUCGUCGGCUUACCAGUUGUAGCUGCAGGAUACGGCGUAACUAGCGACGCCCAGCUUGGAAUAUCUGUAAAUCAGGUUAUGAGCCAUGUGAACUUGCAAGUGAUCACAGUGCAGCAGUGCAUGGCCGUCUUCGGUAGCAACUUCGUGAGAGACACAAACAUCUGCACGAGCGGAGCUGGCGGCGUCGGUAUCUGCCGCGGAGACUCCGGCGGACCUCUUGUCUUGCACCGUUAUGGCAGACCCACAUUGGUUGGUGUCAGCUCGUUUGUGGCUCAAAACAGAUGCCAGGAUGGGUUCCCCUCAGCCUUCGCCAGGACCACCAGCUUCUACGGUUUCAUUAUUCAACACAUGUAA